CACUCCUCUCUCCUCUCCUCUCGUCUCCACCCACCACCAACCCACCCACCCCCACGAGCAUCACAUCUUCGUCGCGAGCGAGCUAGCUAGCUACCCAGCUGCUGGGUGGGGGUCAGUCAGAUCCAAAUCGCCACCUCUUGGGACGAAGAUCAUCACCAUCAGAGCUGCUCAAUUCGGCAAUGCCAGGGAGCGUGCCGCUGCCUCUGGGGCUGGACACGGUGGGUCUGCAGGUACCGUGGUACUUCCGGUGCCCGAUCUCGCUGGAGCUGAUGCAGGACCCCGUGACGGUCGCCACCGGCCAGACGUACGACCGCGCCAGCAUCGAGUCGUGGGUGGCGACGGGGAACACCAGCUGCCCCGUCACCCGCUCCCCGCUCGCCGACUUCACGCUCAUCCCCAACCACACCCUCCGCCGCCUCAUCCAGGAGUGGUGCGUCGCGCACCGCUCCCUGGGCGUCGAGCGCAUCCCCACGCCCAAGCAGCCCGCCGACCCGGACCUCAUCCGCUCCCUCGUCGUCCAGGGACCCGCCCUCACCGCGCUCCGGAAGCUCCGCGCGCUCGCCAGGGAGUCCGACAAGAACCGGCUCGUCAUGGCCACGCGCGAGACCCGGGCGGCGCUCGUUGAAAUGGCGUUCGGGGCCGGCGGGGGUGGAGAGGAGGCUCAGGCGGAGGCCAUGGCGGUGCUCGCCCUGAUCGGCAUGGGGGAGGCGGAGGCUGCGGAGGUGGUGGGAAGGGAGGAGCGGGUGGCCAGGCUUGGCAAGGUUCUUGGCAGCCAGGGGACGACGCCCCUGGAGGCCAGGGUUAACGCGGGCGCCGUGGUCGAGGCGGCCGCCGCGGUGUCCGGGGCGGAUGCCAGGGUGGUGCUCGGUGCGGCGGAAGGGGUCGUGGAGGGCCUGGUGGCGCUGGUGGAGGACAAGGCCAACAACGCCCGCGCCGUGCGCGUCGGGAUCCGGGGCCUCUUCGCGCUGUGCCUGGCCAAGGAGAACCGUCCGCGCGCCGUGUCGGCCGGAGCGGCGUCCGCGCUGGCGCGGCGUGUGGCGGAGGGCGGGUGCGCCGGGGAGCCGGAGCGCGCGCUGGCGGCGGUGGAGCGGCUGUGCCGGACGGAGGGCGGGCGCGACGCGGUGGUUUGCGGCGCCGGGGGCGGCGAGGCCGCGGUGGUGGCGCUGGUGCGCGCAAUGUCCGGCCGCGCGGCGGAGCACGCGGCGGGCGCGCUGGUGGCCGUGGUGGGCGGGUCGGAGGCGCUGCAGGUGGAGGCGGUGCGGGCGGGCGCCAUGAGCCAGCUGCUGAUGAUGGUGCAGGGAGGCUGCUCGGAGCGCGCCAAGCGCAAGGCGCAGCACCUGCUGAAGCUGCUCCGGUCCGCCUGGCCGACCACCGACUCCAUGGCCAACUCGGACGACUUCCUCCAACCGUACUAAGAUCGACGCGAGGGUGGACGGCGGCAGUAGGAAGGAUCGACGCGACGGAGAGAUUAAUGUCAUCUCUCCAUCAAAAUUCCAGUUUUGUAUGUACUCCAUUGUUGGCGCUAGGGAGGUUCUUGAUUCGAUGAAUGAAUAGGCAAGAAAAAAAAACUAAAAUGUCG
Lolium rigidum is the source of this 1579-nucleotide messenger RNA. RefSeq names its product U-box domain-containing protein 26-like. Gene Ontology annotation, molecular function: ubiquitin protein ligase activity. The record is from RefSeq and is a predicted model, not a curated record. The coding region runs from base 180 to 1415 and encodes 411 amino acids. Lineage: Eukaryota; Viridiplantae; Streptophyta; Magnoliopsida; Poales; Poaceae. The transcript has a single exon. Gene Ontology annotation, biological process: protein ubiquitination.